CAGUGUGGGAAGAGCUUCAGUACCCGGAGCAAUCUCAAAGUGCACCAGCGCAUUCACACUGGAGAGAAACCUUAUUCCUGCUCACAGUGUGGGAGGAGCUUUCGUACCCAGGGUGCUCUCAAAAGACACCAGCACAUUCACACUGGAGAGAAACCAUAUCAGUGCUCACAGUGUGGAAAGAGUUUUAAUCGCCAGUGUCAUCUCAAAGUACACCAGCGUAUUCACACUGGAGAGAAACCAUAUCAGUGCUCACAGUGUGGAAAGAGUUAUAAUGAACAGAAUGAUCUGAAAACACACCAGCGCAUUCACACUGGAGUGAAACCGUAUCAGUGCUCACAGUGUGAGAAGAGUUUUUAUAAUCAGAGUGCUCUUAAAACACACCAGCGCAUUCAUACAGGAGAGAAACCGUAUCAGUGCUCACAGUGUGGGAAGAGUUUUUAUAAUCAGAGUUAUCUUAAAACACACCAGCGCAUUCAUACAGGAGAGAAACCGUAUCAGUGCUCACAGUGUGGGAAGAGUUUUAAUCAACAGAUUCAUCUUAAAAUACACCAGCGCAUUCACGCUGGAGAGAAACCGUAUCAGUGCUCACAGCGUGGAAACAGUUUUAGUCAACAGAGUAGUCUUAAAAAACACCAGCGCAUUCACACUGGAGAAAAACCGUAUCAGUGCUCACAUUGUGAUAAGAGUUUUAGUCGAUUGAGUAAUCUUAAUGAACAUCAGCGCGUUCACACGCAUUCACAGAAACUGUAUCAGUGCUCACAGUGUGGGAAGAGUUUUUAUCGUCAGAGUCAUCUUAAAACACACCAGCGCAUUCACACUGGAGAGAAACCGUAUCAGUGCUCACAGUGUGGAAAGAGUUUUAAUACACAGAGUUAUCUGAAAAAACACCAGCACAUUCACACUGGAGUGAAACUGUAUCAGUGCUCACAGUGUGGAAAGUGUUUUAAUCGACCGGAAUAUCUAAAAAAACACCUGCGCAUUCACAUUUUACAGAAAUGAUGCUCACAGUGUGGGAACUGCUUUGCUAAUUUAUCAGCAUUUAGACACAAGUGUGACACAUCAGAUUGUACCAAACAAGCUAAAAUAUAAAAUUAUAAAAUAUAAAUCCUCCCUGAGUGAGUGAGUGAGUUUUGGGGGAAAAAGGUUUGCAAUAAUGAAUUAUUCUGUGUAAUUAAUAGCUAAUAAUCAAUUACAGGCACCACUGUCAGUUUUUAGGGAAAUUACCAGGAAAUCCAGAUUUAUAACAGAUCAGUUUGUUUGGUCGUUUAUUUCUCUCACUCAGGGAAUCAAACUCACA
This is a messenger RNA of Trichomycterus rosablanca, 1297 nucleotides long. RefSeq names its product zinc finger protein 135-like. The transcript has a single exon. NCBI's taxonomy places the organism in Eukaryota, Metazoa, Chordata, Actinopteri, Siluriformes, Trichomycteridae. The annotation marks the transcript as partial. The record is from RefSeq and is a predicted model, not a curated record.